AUGGACUCUGCCGGCGUACCACCGAUACCCACUGGGACCACAACGGCAUCCUCGCUGGCUCUGAGUCACGCCGAUUCGGCGACUGGAACUUGUCUGGAUGUCGACGUCAUCAUCUCCGCCGCAAACCCCGUCCCGGGCGUAGUCGCAGAAUCGAUGAUAGCGGCUGCAGAACACGCUUCACCGGGGCAAGAUUACGACUCUACCGUAAAACCCGAAGUCGAUCAAGAUGGAAAGGUCGGUACAACGCGAGGCCAUCAAUUGCUGGUCGACGCGACCCAGCCCUCGGAGUCUGAGUUAACCGCCACGAUCGAUUUGAACCAUAAUGAGCACGAGAAAGCCGUCGGCACCUCGGGAACAUCGCCUGACGCCUUCAAUGCCUCUUCACGGCCACUCACGCCCCAGCUUGGCAAGGCAGCCAACAUGGAAGACGACGAAGUGACCGUCGUCGGGCGACCCCCCUCCCUGCCCGUCACCCAUGUUGCCGAAGACCCAGAGCCGCCACGUCGACCGCCUGCCGAGCAACUCGAUAUUGAGCAUCUCGAAGUCACGAAUGACCCGCGAGCUUGGUCGACCAGGAGGAAAAACCUCAUCUUGGUUUGUAUCGCUUACAAUGCCGCUGGCGGGCAACUGUCGUCGUCGAUCUACUUCCCCGCUUUGAAAUCGCUUCAAGCCGAUCUCAACGCCAGCGACUCGCUCGUGGCCGCGUCGGUGUCCUUGUUCAUCCUAGGGCAAGGUGUGACCCCCGUCUUCUGGUCCGCGCUAAGCGAGAUCAAGGGGAGAAAGACAUGCUACAUCACGGCCAUAAUCAUCUACCUGGUCGCGACGACGGUCUGUUCUCGAGCCGACAAAAUCGGCGUAUUCGUGGCCAUGCGAUUGCUCCAGUCGCUCGGAAGCGGGGCGCCACUAUCACUCGGGGCAGGCACUUUAUCCGACAUAUUUGAUGUUCACGAGCGCGGUACCAAGAUUGGCUUCUUCUAUGGUGUACCUCUUCUGGCGCCCUCGCUCGGUCCUCUUCUUGGUGGCGCCCUCGCGGAAGCUGGCUCAUGGCGGACAACGUUUUAUUUUCUCAUCGGCGUGAGUGGAAAGGGCGACUAGACCAACUUCCCGGCUGGUGUACUGAGCUUGAUCCAUACCACGUUGUCCCACAGUACGGUGUCAUUUGUUUAAUGACGAUGAUUUGGCUGUCAGUCACAUUCUACUUCGACUUGAAGGGGAAACCUAGCGGGACUGAUCUUACACCAUGGUCCGCCUCUUCUCCUUGCAGUCCGGAAACAUUCCGCAGAGAACGGUCCUUAGCUUGGCGGUUGGCAAUGAAACGAGCUAGAGCCCACGCCAAAGCAAACAGGCUCAAAGCGGAAGCAGCGUUGCCCAAGAACGACACCCUUCCUCUCACUCGAGGGCCGCCACAAACCUCGUUCGCGCCCGGCCCCCAACGGUCGAAUGGACCGACUGCGCUCACGAGGGUCAUGACCGCGCUGAGCGGAAGGAGCGGCGACGACAACGUCAAAAUCCACCUCAGGGAUAUCAAUGUAAGUCAAAGAAAGCCCACCGUACCGUACCGUAGGGCACCUAUCUGACUCGCGCAUGACUCCUUUUCUGCCCAGCCAUUCGCCGCCACAGGGGCUGUCCUCGCCCAGAAGAACAACUUUAUCUCAAUUGCGUUCAGUGGACUGGUGCGUGCGACGUCCGGCCCUCCUGGAGAGAUGCACAUAGCUUUCCCUUCGUCCUCUGACCGGCGCCUUCCCAUCGAACAGCUAUUCGCCUCCACGUAUUGCAUCACUUUCACCAUUUCGAGGACCUUCGCGGCGGCGCCGUACAAUUACAGCGCGCUCAAGACAGGACUGGUGCUGCUUUGCUUGGGCACGGGCAACUUUAUCGGAUCUGUACUCGGUGGUCGGUACUCGGACUACGUGUUCAACAAGCUGAAAGCGAAGAGCGGGGGAAAAGGGUCCCCCGAAAUGCGCAUCAAGUCGACGCGGCUCGCGAUGGUGCUUGUACCGUGCUUCUACAUCGUCUACGCGUGGACCGUGCAAAAGCGGACCAACGCCGCCGGCCCUCUGGUCGCACUCUUGUUCCUCGGCCUUUCAAUCAUGGUGCUUUACUCGAGUCUGUUGAGCUAUGUCGUCGAUGCGAACCCGGGUCGCUCGAGCUCGGCCGUGGCUUGCAACUCGCUCUUCCGAGGCGUGCUGGCGUGCGUCGCUUCGCAGGUCGCGGAACCCAUCAUCGGGCAUAUCGGGAAUGGCUGGUUCUACACGGGAUUUGCUGUGUUACUCACCGUUGGAUCUGUCGCGUUGCUGUAUGUCGGGGCCAAUGGCCAGAGGUGGAGGGAACGUCAGCUGGAAAGAAGCGUUCACGAACUGGACCCAUCACGGACCAAACCGUGA
Microbotryum saponariae is the source of this 2384-nucleotide messenger RNA. The record is from the annotation of a GenBank genome assembly. Lineage: Eukaryota; Fungi; Basidiomycota; Microbotryomycetes; Microbotryales; Microbotryaceae.